AUGUCAUCUCCGUCCAUUACUUUAAGCCGCAUUCUUGCGGCGGCCCCGACUUCGGCGAGAGCAGAAUCGGUGCAGCUGUCUGCUGAUCCAAAGGGCCAACGAUUAGCUUACGCGUCUGGAAAAACCAUCUAUGUUCGCUCGAUCGAUAACCCCGACGAUUGCAAGGAAUACACUGGGCAUAAGUAUCCCACGACCAUUGGUCGGUUUUCGCCUAGCGGUUUCAAAGUCGCCAGCGGUGACAGCAGCGGAUCGCUUCAUGUGUGGGAGCCCGAGAACAUCAGCAAAACACAGGGCGAAUUUUCGAUCAUUGCCGGCCCUCUGAACGAUAUUGCUUGGGAUGGUGAAUCUAAGCGUUUGAUAGCUGUCGGAAAGGGCAAGUCCACUUUCGGCCGCUGUAUCACAGCAGAUACCGGUAACACGGUAGGACAAAUCACUGGACACACAAUGGCCAUCAAUGCCGCCACCAUAAGACACCAGCGUCCCUUCCGUGCCGCAACUGUUAGUGAUGAUGGUGCCAUGGGCUUCUAUAAAGGAGUUCCUUACGAACUUGACCAGACCCACAAUUUGCGCAAGGGAUUCAUGCUUGCAACCUCAUUUUCUCCUGAUGGGUCCAUUCUUGCUACUGUGGGCUCUGAUAAGAAGAUACAUCUUUACGACGGAAAGACUGGAGAGCCGGUCAAGGAUAUUGGCGAAGGCGAGCACACUGGCAGCAUUUAUGGCAUCUCUUGGUCACAGGAUGGCAAAAAGAUUGCUACUGCGAGUGUGGACCAGACAGUGAGACUGUGGGAGGUUGAUACAGGCAGCUUGAUUCAGACUUGGAAGUUUGGCGAGGGUGUCAGCAUCCGUGACCAGCAGUUGGGCGUCGUCUUCCCCCAUGGUCGAACAGACGGCCUCAUCAUCAGUAUCAAUUUAGCCGGAGAGCUCACUUACCUACAAGAAGGCAAGGAGGAGCCUCUUAAAGUUCUCCAGGGCCACCAGAAGAGCAUUACCGCUCUCCAUGGCUCAUCUGAUGGGAAGGGCUCCGCUUUGUGGUCAGCUAGUUUUGAUGGGCGCGUUUGCCACUGGGACAUCAAGAAGGGCGCUGCCAGUGUUGUGGACGGCGUGCCUCAUACUAAUCAAAUUGUGCAAAUGGCGGCACACGCAGGCAAGAUCUACACCGCUGCGUGGGACGAUACGGUGAAAACCGUGGACGAAUCUGCCGUGACAUAUGUUGGCAAGCCAAUUAAACUCCCUGCGCAGCCAAAAGGCGCCAGUGCAUCUGGCGACGUGCUUUAUGUCGCCACAGUUAAAUCUAUUGCGGCAUACUCUAACGGAGAGUUGCUCAAAGAAACAGAACUCAAGUAUGCUCCGACGUGUAUUGCCGCUUCCGGCAACUUGGUUGCUGUUGGAGGAGACCAACAUUCGGUUAAGGUGUACACGGCGGGUUCUGAUGGAUCUUUGGAGGAGCUCCAAACGCUGACUUCAACUGGCGGAACCUCAUCUGCACUUGCGUUUUCCAAGGAUGGCUCACAUUUGGCUGCGGGGGAUACUCUUGGCAAGAUUUAUCCAUAUAAUACCAAAACCUGGGAAGUGGCCGCCAAUCGCUGGUCCGCACAUACAGGGCGUGUGACCUGCAUCGCCUGGGACGACACUGGUGCAUACGCGGCGAGCGGUAGCCUGGACACGAACAUUUUUGUCUAUUGCCUGGCGAAGGAUAAACAAGGAAUCCGAACCAAGGCGCCGAACGCGCACAAAGACGGAGUCACUGGCAUUUGCUGGAUAGAGGGCGGGCAGCUUGCGAGUGCAGGAGCAGAUGCAAACAUCAAGAUCUGGAACCUCGAGAACUUGCCUUGA
Messenger RNA from Pochonia chlamydosporia 170, 1833 nucleotides. Its product is annotated as actin cortical patch component. Gene Ontology annotation, cellular component: cortical actin cytoskeleton. The transcript has 2 exons. Gene Ontology annotation, biological process: positive regulation of actin filament depolymerization; actin filament depolymerization. Gene Ontology annotation, molecular function: actin filament binding. Lineage: Eukaryota; Fungi; Ascomycota; Sordariomycetes; Hypocreales; Clavicipitaceae. The coding region runs from base 1 to 1833 and encodes 610 amino acids. The record is from RefSeq and is a predicted model, not a curated record.